AUGCUGCAUUUCUCAGACAUCCUUGAGAAUGUAGUUAUGGAGUUCCGGACCCAUCGCUCAUCUAACAAUUUUCUCAGAUUGCUCUGGAGGCAACCACACUCCAUGAAGAUCUCAGAUGUGGAAGCCUCACCCAUCGCCCGGACUUUCCAGGAAUCAGAGGUUGGGACUGCGAAGCCUGCGCUGGGGAAGCUCGGAUGGUCUAUCGAGAACUGA
Messenger RNA from Suillus fuscotomentosus, 213 nucleotides. RefSeq lists its product as uncharacterized. The record is from RefSeq and is a predicted model, not a curated record. Lineage: Eukaryota; Fungi; Basidiomycota; Agaricomycetes; Boletales; Suillaceae. The coding region runs from base 1 to 213 and encodes 70 amino acids. The transcript has 4 exons.